GGUGAGCAUUCUUAACAACGUCUCGUUCAGUGAGCAGGCUCCCGACCGUCUGCUAAGGAGUGUUUCUAAAAUGACUGAAAGACAUUUGAACGGAAUAGGAGCCGACUGAAAAAACCGGAAAGACGUCAAGAAAGCAAUCCUGUUCCGCUGUCCUUGGUGUUCCCCCCACACAACACGAGUUCUAAUCAUGAGCAUUGAAGAUGUUUAAUAAUCAUCUUUCAAGCGGAUCCGAGAGGGAAAGUUUACUCUUAACACACCACAGGAAACUCUGAUUAAAACACUGAGCCUCCACUUCCUGCACUGUGACGUUGAGCCUCUGUUCACCUACAUACUACUGCACUACUAAAAGAAGUGGAAGAAGAGCAACUGGCCUCGACUCACACUGGUCCUGGAUGGACCAGUAAAACUGUCCCUUUCUUCAAGUGAUAAGCGAUGUUUUUGGGAGCUGGAGGACGUAGCACCGUCAGCAGAGCGUGUGUGGAGCCCCUCCUCUCACUAUUUCCCAACACCCCUCCUGCCAUGGGAUGCCAGCCCUCUGCCUCCCUGCCCUGAGCUCUCCUGGGGUGUUAUGAACAGCUACAGAGACAGAGGGGUCACUUGCACCUCUUCGGACCUCCUGGAUGGAGGAGGGGGAGGCGGAGGAGGUGGGUUGCCUCAGCAAAAUCCAUUUCGCCACACCCCAAAUGGCCACCCAGCUCCAGGACAUACAGACCCUGCCAUCCCACGCAUCUCCGUGCCCAAAAUGGGUGUUCGGGCCCGGGCUGCAGAAUGGCCACCGCGCCGUGCACAGUCCAGGGAGUCGCUGCUUGAAAAUGGCCAAAUGGGCAACAACCACCAUGGAAAUCACUGCUGUGAUACAAUUUCCUCAUCUGUUUUAUCAUCGGAUGUUGGGUUGGUACGAGGAGGAGUUGCUAGAUUGCCAAGACGGUGGUCAAAGGAUGUAGAGUUCAGAGGAGGAGUGUUCGGCGGUGAAAAAGGUUCACCAUUGAACCUCAGAGUAUUUCCUCCGCUGAGACAACGCUCCAACAGUGAGGUGACGCUGAGUGAGCAGGACGAGAAUGAGGUGGAGGUCCGCGGAGGUGGUGGGAUGGGGACCCUGUUCAGAGAGUAUGGCAGCACCUCCUCCAUCGACAUCCAGGGCAUUCCUGAGCAGAGCUUCUUCGACAUGCUCAGCCAGUUCCACCAGGAGAGGCCGGACCAGCGCAGCUCUGCACCUUCACGACUCAGGGAGCUGCUGCGCGCCCCAGACACGAGCACGCCACUCCCCUCUGCUCCCUCACCUGGUCCCUUGGGUGGGGACGACAGGGGGUCAGGGAAGAAAGAUAGUUCAGAGAGAGUGAGGAAAAAAAGCGGAGGGACAGAGUCAUCACUAGGCACCUCCUCUUUGUUCAGGAAACUCAGGAGCUCUAGUCGUGGGGAGCUAGAUGGAGGUAAAGGAGAGAAUAAUGAGGAUGGGGCUUCAUACAAACCGUGGAUUUGCCCAAAAAGCUUUGUCCACUUUGAUGCUCAGAGCAUCCUGUUUGACCUCCAUGAGGCAGCCAGUCAGCGGGGCUAUGCUGCCCAGCGGAGGAAUACGGCCACUGGGGCAUCAGCUGCUUCAGUGUCCAUGUCUGUGUCCAGAACAUCAGCUGUGAAUGACCCGGUUUAUUCCAGUAUAGAGGACCUCACCCUCAGCCUCGACCCUGCAUCCACUACACCUUCUCUAGGCAUUGACCCCCUAGAUGGACCUCCAGGAGCCAACGGCUCAAGCCCGCUGCUCCUCUGCUGCCCCCACUUCCUCAAUGAGACCGGGGGCCACGGGGAGAGAAACAUUAGCUUCCUCAGCUCGUCAGCAGAGCGAGGAGGAGAUGGAGACGGACUGAGGGGCUGGCUCAGGAAGUGUAACGCUAGCGUGUCGGUGCUGGAGGUUCCUAUUGAACAGCAGGUGACGAGGCUGGAACGACUGAAACUGUACAGCAUUGAGCAUGUAGACCUGGGGGCCAGAUACUACAGAGACUACUUUCAUGGGAAAGAGCACUCAAACUACUUUGGGACCGAUGAAAAGCUGGGUGCCGUGGCUGUGAGCAUCCGCAGGGAGAAACUGGAUGACACCAAAGACCUGAAAGACCAGUACCAAUACCGGCUCAUCGUCAGAACCAGCGAGCUCGUGACCCUGCGAGGCUCCAUAUUAGAGGAUGGAGUAGCAUCUACGGGGAGGCACGGGACAGUGAGGGGUCUGCCGCUCAAAGAGGUUCUGGAGCAGGUUGUCCCUGAGCUCAACGUGUCCUGUUUGAGACUCGCAGUCAGCUCACCCAAAGUCACGGAGCAGCUCCUAAAACUGGAUGAACAGGGGUUAAGUCAGAAGCACAAGGUGGGCGUUCUGCUGUGCCGUGCAGGCCAGAGCACAGAGGAGGAGAUGUACAACAACGAGGAGGCGUCGCCCGCCUUCUCUGCCUUCCUAGAGCUGCUGGGGGAACAAGUGCUCCUCAAAGGAUUCACCAAAUAUGCUGCACAGCUCGACACAAAGACUGACUCUACGGGCACCCACUCCCUUUACACCACCUACCAGGGCUAUGAGGUCAUGUUCCACGUGUCCACCAUGCUGCCCUACAUGCCCAACAAUCCCCAGCAGCUCCUGAGAAAGAGGCACAUAGGGAAUGACAUCGUCACCAUCAUCUUUCAGGAGCCGGGAGCUCUGCCUUUCACCCCUCAGAACAUUCGCUCACAUUUCCAGCACGUCUUCGUUAUUGUGCGUGUGCACAAUCCUUGCUCUGAAAACACCUGUUACAGUGUUGCCGUUACCAGAAUGAAGGAUGUGCCUCCCUUUGGUCCACCCAUCCCCAGCGGCGUCACCUUCAGGGACCCAGAAACCUUUCGUAAUUUCCUCCUAGCCAAAGUUAUCAAUGCAGAAAACGCCGCGCACAAAUCAGAAAAGUUCCACACCAUGGCGACAAGAACGCGGCAGGAGUAUCUGCGGGACCUUGCUGAGAACUGCGUCACCAGCACUCCGCUCGACUCAGCUGGAAAACUCAACAACCUCAUCUCGCUUGCAUCCAAAAAACGCGAGCGCUCUAAAGCGAGAGAAGGGGCGGAGUUUGGGGCGGCAGGAGCCGUCGCAUGGAGGGUCUUGGCCCAGGAUUUCAGCGGAGGUGGGACAGAGCUCCCCUGUGCCGUGGGUUUUUCAGCUGAGUACAUCCUGCUGAUGGACUGCUCCACCAAAGAGGUGGUGUUUAACUGUUUCUGUGCCGACGUCAUUGGGUGGACACCAGAGCGGCUGUCGCUCAGGAUCUUCUACGGCAGAGGAGACCACAUUGCGGUGCGGGUACCUGAGGGCUGCGCUCAGGACAUCAGGGAGAUGGUGCAGAGGCUAAAGUCUUUAACAGUGGGGUGUGAGACGGUUGAUAUGACUCUGAGAAGAAACGGACUGGGACAACUGGGCUUCCAUGUUCGCUUGGAUGGCACUGUGGCCGAGGUGGAAGAGUACGGCUUUGCCUGGCAGGCGGGGCUGAGACAGGGCAGCCGGUUGGUGGAGAUCUGCAAAGUGGCGGCGGUGACGCUGACUCACGAGCAGAUGAUCGACCUGCUGAGGACGUCAGUCACAGUAAAAGUGGUCAUCAUUCCUCCAUACGAAGAGGGCGGGCCUCGCAGGGGCUGCACAGAGGAGUAUGAGAUGAAAACCAUGGAGCAGAAGCCAGAACCUGAGCCUCUGGCAGCAGGCUACAGACCCUCCCCUCGCCCCACGUGGAGGUGGGACAGCCCACCCAUUCCUCCUGGGCUCCACAGUGUCCCAAACCCUCAGCGCUGGGCCCCCAUGGGCCCUCCACCUCCUCCACUGACACGCCCACACAAAACCCUGAUGCCUGUUCCUUACAGGGAGCCCCAGCACCUCAACUCAAAGAGGCCUGUGAGCUACCCAGAGAACCACUACAGUCUUUCUCCUGUAGGGGGCGACAGAGUGCUGCCCUACAGAAACCCCUCUGCCAGCUUCUCAUCCCCCUCCUCAGGCCUGGUCAGUUUGGCCACGAUGGGUCCGCCUGGGAUCACACCAGGCCCCUUCGUCCGCUACAAACCCUCACCCGACAGAUAUGGAACAGGACAGCGCCCCCUGCUGCCCUAUGAGCCCCACCUAAGCGUGGACAUCACCUCCAGUGGAGAAUCUUCCUCAGGCUUUACCAGUCAGGACAGCACCAUGGAGCGCUGUAAAACAGAGCCCCUUUGGCACGUCCCUGCCUCUCGGGGUCCGGGUGGUGGAGGAGGGCAGAGGAGACUGGCCAGACAGGAUGUCCCGGGGAAAGACUCUCCAAACAGACACUCAAAGGGUGAGACGCAGUACUCUAGCCACUCCAGCAGCAACACUCUGUCCAGCAACGCCUCGAGCAGCCACAGCGACGAGCGCUGGUUUGACGGAGGAGCUGGAGGAGAGCGAGGGGGCAGCGGGGGCUGUCUUAUUGACCCAGCUGACCCGGACCCUGACCUUCUUAACAAGGGAGGGUCUAACGACAGUGGCAUUGACGCUUCAGCCCACUACAACAACGCUCGCCACGUUUCAAAUAGCCAGUCCCACAAACCUGUGCACUCCUUCGCCACCUACAGUGGCAUGCAGGAGCUGUCUGUGGGACGGGGCAGCGGCGGAGGAGAGACAAGGAGACGAGAGUCUUCGCCAAUCAUACCAGCCUCGGCCAAUCAGAACAAAGGGUACAUGACGAAGACGUUCCCACCUCCUGGCUCCAGCACUGAUAAAAUGGAUGCUUUUAAACCCAGGGCCUACACACCGCAGGGUUACAAGACUCCUACAGCAGAGAAAGCUCGGCCUGUCCGAGCUGCAACCACGACACCAACUUCAGCUCAGCUAGGCUCCACUCCUCUAUCCAGCUCAGCCCCAAAGUUCUCCUACAUGAAGGGCAGACAAACUGCCUGGCAGGGUGAAGAUAACGGCCCAUCGCCUUCAAAUGCAACCUCAACCUUCAGCUCAGAAAGCAACAACAGCAAAAAGCAGGUGGAUAUGAAUUCAAAGAACGUUUUUGGACAGCCUCGUCUCCGAGCAUCACUGAGAGACCUGCGUUCUCCAAGACGGACAUACAAAAGCACCAUUGAGGAUGACCUGAAGAAACUGAUCAUCAUGGACAACCCUGGAGAUAUGCCACAAAGAGAUCCAUCUCCCAGACGGACCUUGCAGCGCACUUUCUCAGACGAAUCUCUGUGCAGCGGGCGUAGAGAGGCCAGCUUCGCCAACUCUGAGAACCAGACGGCUCCCACUGAUGUAUUGUUCACCUGCACGCUGCCCACACGCAAACACGCCGCCUCCAACCACAUGCAGAGCAAGAAGGUGCCUCUGUCAGCCUCAGAGUUGUCUCUCACUGAAGUCCGAGACAAAGUCCCCCCUCUGAGGAGGCUGGACCCCGGGCUGAUGCCUCUCCCUGACACAGCCUGUGGACUGGAGUGGUCCAGCCUGGUCAACGCUGCUAAAGCCUAUGAAGCACAAAGAGCCGUUUCCCUCUUCUCACUGAAUGAGCCGCAGGUCGGAGGUCCAGACAUGAGACCAGUCAUAAGUCCAGUCCAGUUUCACACUCCUCAGACUCCUCGCACCACGCCCACCUUCAGCUGCGACGAGGUGCCCAACGAUUUGUCUGGUCGGCUCUACCACCUGGAAGUGAUGCUGAAGCAACUCAACAACGACCUGGAGAGGGAGAAGCAAGAUAAAGUCAUCCUGUUAGCAGAGAUGGCCAACCUGAGAGAGAACAACCAGCGUCUGCAGGAGGAGAGCCUUACCGCCAGCGAGCAGCUCCGAAAGUUCAGCCGUCUUUUUACAAACGUCAAGACUGAGAGCGACCAUGAGGCUCACUCCUUAAUGCAUGAACAUGACUCAAAGAGGGAGUGACACCAGCACCUGCAACAGGAGGAGAAGAAGUGUGAGAAUCCAGGCCACAGAGGGAGGAAAACUGAGAGAAAUCCUGUUUCUUUGCACACACAGGGGCGGCAGAGGUUACAGUGAUGUUACCUCACACAGCUUCCACUGGACUGCCUUAAACCACAAAGAGAGCGAGAGAAGAAAAGAUUUAUAAAAUGCAACACUCUCAGAGAGUCUCCCCUAGCCUGUUCUCUCACACACGGAGCAGAGAGCCUCCCUCUCUGUAGCCUGAGCCCGUUUAUUUUUAUAAACUGAAGUCUUGUAUACCUGUCCCAUGUAAAUACCUAUCUACUAUGCCGGAGGAGUGAGUGGAGAAGGAGAACCUGACUGUUUAAAAGAACACUACAUCACCUGGAGAGGCCUAAUACUGUUCCUGCAGCAAAUCAGCCAAAAACUAAAGACUCGUUACAGACUGCAUCUCCCAGAAUGCACUAGAAUUAAAAGAGACUCUACAGACAUGGUACUGUAGAUAGAUGUGGUACAAUUCUCAUGUAUCAACAUUACCUAUAUUGUACUGAUAUUGUAUAACAGUUGUACUAAAGACGUGUGCGUGUGUACAGAUGGUACAGAUACUCAGAAGCAUUAAGGCACAACUUUGUGCUAAUUUUAUUUCCCUUUGGUUUGUUUGUGUGUGAGAGGCUGAAUGUGAUGGAUGUCUGAGUGAUGAACAAACUAGUUUACUUCCUGUAAAACCUUUGGGCCACAAUAUUUUUACUUUCCUGUGUGAACAUGGACUAACCACGGCCCUGACAUGUGAAACAAGCCAUCAGCGAGUGUAAACAGUCCAUGUCAUAAGGCUCAGAGAUCAAUCUGAAUAGUUUCAUAAUGUAGUGAUAGUUAUGAUUCCAGCUUUCAUGUUUUCAGCAGUGCUGCAUCAUCUCAAAUCGAAUUGUACUGAAAUCUUAUUUUAACCUACAUAUUUGAAAUAUUUCUAUAUCAUAAUAAUUAAAACAAUAGUUUGGCAUUUGGGGUAAAAUGCUCUCAUUUUCCUUAUGAUGUAGAGUGAGAUUAACUUUCUUUUUUAAUAUGAAGCUGUUUAGCUUAGCCUAGCUAAGCUUAGCAUAGCAAAAAGCCUAAACAGACAGAAGAUGGUUAGCUUUGCUUCGCCUAAAUACGACCAAAGCAGCUUUGCAGCACUUAUAAAGCUCCCUGACUAACACAUUUACUCUCAUUUUUAUAAAUAACAGCAUCGCUGCCCUGAAGUAGAGUAAUUUUGUUUUUGUUUGGUGAUAUUUGUUGCAACUGACUUCUUGGGGUCCUGCUCCAUUCAUCAGAGCAUCUGUUAGCUCGAGCAAUUACAUAACUUAAAAAGUGAUCAAUAAGCUACCUCAGCUACUUUCUUUAUACAUUCAUUCGCUUGUUUUACCUCUCGACAGGUUUUACUUUCUAUUGAAAGAAGUUACAAAAAUAUACAAAGUAAUAAAGUGAGCUUUGUAGCUGCUGUGUAGAAGAUUUUGCCUCAGGUUGACAGGUCAGUGUAUUUACAGGCAACAGAGUUUUUAUUUGAAAUCAGAAAUUUCAAAUCAAGAAACAAAGUGUUUCCUUAUUCAAAUUUAAACUUGGGAAAAUACCUGCCCUUGGCUAUUUAAUGCAGUGCAUACUCAGUUGGGAAUUGAAAAUCAGAACAUGAAUACCGAAUCACUAUUUUUUUCAGUUUCCUCAUUUUUGUUUUCCAACACAAAAUUGAAAAAAAUAGUUUGUCUUGCAUCUUGUUCUUUUAAAUAUCUGAUCAAAAAAGGAAGUUCAAAUAAUGAAACAUUGGUGAUGUAACAUUCUCCUUUUAUGAACACCUGCAGCAGGUCACACAUACAGGAAAAACAAAAGAAUGUUACAUCAAGUGUUGUUUUUUUAUCGUCCUUAUUCUAUUAGAACAUUAAAAAGUAAGAUGAAAAAAUUCCCUUUUAUCAUUCGUUCAUUGUAGAAAACAAAAAAACUGAAAAAGGAAAUUUGUUUGUUUUUUCUGUUUUUUGAUUCUAAAAUUGAUGUGAACUGCUUGAAAGUGCGAAGGACAUGCUAUUUCAUUUUUUUAUAUUUAAACCAUAAUUGGGAAACCACUUGUGUCUUGAUUUUGGAUUUCUGAUUUCUAAUUAAAAAUCUGUUGGCGAUAAAAUCUACUGACCUUGGCAGAACUGAACUAGUUGCUUUGACUCCAAUCGUCUUCAUGCUAGGCUUAUCUCUCUUAACCUCACAUGAGAAAUGUGAAGAACAUAAGUGAAGUUUGGGCUUUUCAUCAAACUCACUUCCUGAAUUUGGUUUGCAUUUCCCAAAAAAGCCAAACUAUUGUUAUUAUUUAUUCUUUCAGCAUAGCCAGCUAAUGGACAUGAAUCUGUAAAUGAAUCUGACUGGACAACACUGAAGCUCCUUCAUAUCAGAACUGCUUUGUUUGUUUGUAUGAGUGUAGUGGAGAGAGUGGGUAUGUGAGAGGAUUUGUCCCUGUGUUCUGUGAUAAAACCCCAAAUGAACACAAACUACACUAUUUAUACUGCUAGCUUGCUCAAUGAUAUUGUCUACUAUAUCUAUUUUUCAUACAGAGACGCUGUGUUUUUUGGAUGCUGGUACUGAAAGGACAAAUCCUCCCUGCAGAGGAUGAAUCUUCUCUUUCUGUGUCAGUGCUGAUAUUUGUGAUCAAACUGAACUAAAUGAUCAUCUCCUGCUCUGCUCUAUAGAUCAGCUACUGUACUUCUUCCUGGUCAGACUGGAACUGUUGUAUUUUCACUUUCCCCUCACUCAGGUUACUAAGAUGCUGUUAAAGACACUAACCAUGUAGAUGUUCGGGCUGGGAUGCAGAUCACUUGUUUUCCCUUUAGGCAUAUUUGCAGGCCAAUCAGUGGUGAUUUUAAGACAAGUUUUAACUUUUUUAAUUAGUUGAUGGGUUUUUAAAGUGUUUCAUUUGCUGGAUUAGUCUAAAAUAGACAGUUUCUUAAUUGACCUUCCAUAACUGAUUUACACUGAUACAUGUUGAAAAAAGUUUUUUUCAUCCACAUCCCUAACCCUCAUUGUGAAAUAAAUCUCUCUGCACAAGAUCUGCAGUGAAACCAAACAGCCCUUUCCCACUGCUUUGCCUCUGCCUUUACCACAUCUUUUAUUCUCCUCCAGCUACUCGCGUUAACUUUUACAGCUGUUAAGUUUAAACCUGAGCCUGUUGUCACGUUUUUAGGCUAUAAUGAGGUUUGGUUUGUGCUCAGAACAACUUCUUUCUUCGUGCAGCUUCGCAGGUGUAGCUGUGAUUUUAGUAUCAGCCAGUCUCACUCAUUUGCUUUUGUAUAAUGGGCAAGGUUUAGUUAUUUUUAAUAUAAAUUUUGUUUAUAUUAUGUGUACUGUAAGCUAUUUAUAGCAUAGACAAAGAUCCCUGUUGAACAAAUUAAUAUUGCAUUAUGGUUAACGGUUAUAUUGUAUGCCUAGGUUUUUUUUUCUUUUUUUAGAUGUUAAAUAUUUUGAUAAUUUAUUUUUUAACACAUUCCCACUGUUGCAGACAAUAGUGAAGAUAAGAGGGUACUGUGUUUUAUUUGUGUAUGCGUUUUUUUCUUCUGAUCUGUGUACAAAACCUGAUUUGUAUGAUUCCUCGUUGUUUUCUAUUUUCUUGUUCUUCUUUGUGCGUCGGUGCUUCCUGCAUGUCGCAGAGGUACGAGAUGCACACAUGAAAAGGUGUGAUUCAAUAUUGUUUUCUUUGGGUUGUAUUAAUAACUUGUACAUUUAAAAGUGUAAAUUAUGUUUUCAUUAUUUUAUAAAAAAAAUAUAUAUUAAAAACAAC
Messenger RNA from Cheilinus undulatus (humphead wrasse), 9638 nucleotides. RefSeq names its product signal-induced proliferation-associated 1 like 3 (gene sipa1l3). Gene Ontology annotation, biological process: regulation of small GTPase mediated signal transduction; establishment of epithelial cell polarity; epithelial cell morphogenesis. The coding region runs from base 569 to 5857 and encodes 1762 amino acids. Lineage: Eukaryota; Metazoa; Chordata; Actinopteri; Labriformes; Labridae. The record is from RefSeq and is a predicted model, not a curated record. Gene Ontology annotation, cellular component: cytoplasm; plasma membrane; Golgi apparatus. Gene Ontology annotation, molecular function: protein binding; GTPase activator activity. The transcript has 25 exons.